This is a messenger RNA of Guillardia theta CCMP2712, 501 nucleotides long. RefSeq lists its product as hypothetical. Lineage: Eukaryota; Cryptophyceae; Pyrenomonadales; Geminigeraceae. The annotation marks the transcript as partial. The record is from RefSeq and is a predicted model, not a curated record. The transcript has a single exon.
GAUCUCACUCUCGCAAGCUCUCUUGCAUGUGAUGUCACUCUCGCAAGCUCUCUUCUACGUGAUGUCAUUCUGGCAAGCUCUCUUGUAUGUGAUGUCAUACUCGCAAGCUCUCUUGUAUGUGAUGUCAUACUCGCAAGCUCUCUUGUAUGUGAUGUCAUACUCGCAAGCUCUCUUGUAUGUGAUGUCAUACUCGCAAGCUCUCUUGCAUGUGAUGUCAUACUCGCAAGCUCUCUUGCAUGUGAUGUCAUACUCGCAGGCUCUCUUGCAUGUGAUGUCACUCUCGCAAGCUCUCUUCUAUGUGAUGUCAUACUCGCAGGCUCUCUUGCAUGUGAUGUCAUACUCGCAAGCUCUCUUGCAUGUGAUGUCAUACUCGCAGGCUCUCUUCUAUGUGAUGUCAUACUCGCAAGCUCUCUUGCAUGUGAUCUCGGAUCUGCCAGUGUCAUCGGGCUCGACUUUGAAAGGUGGCUCUUUUCUGACGCAAUUUUCAAAGGGGUAAAUUGA